Messenger RNA from Sorex fumeus (smoky shrew), 3292 nucleotides. It is a transcript of the gene CCDC120, whose product is annotated as coiled-coil domain containing 120. Bases 268 to 2268 code for a protein of 666 amino acids. The transcript is spliced from 11 exons. Lineage: Eukaryota; Metazoa; Chordata; Mammalia; Eulipotyphla; Soricidae. The record is from RefSeq and is a predicted model, not a curated record.
CUGGGCUUGGGGCGGGGAGGUUCUGGCUGUCUCCUGGGUCAAGCUGGACAGCCCAAGAGGACCUAGCCCUGGAACUGCUUGUCAGGAUGGUGGAGCCCUGGCGGCAGGCAAGCAAGGGUUAAAAGGCCAGACUCCUGACUGUGGCCCGCGGGCCUCUAAGAAGGCUUUGUAAGUCCUCUCUGCUCCCCAUUUGCUGUGUUCCCACUCAAUGGGAAGGGAACCAAGGCCUGGUCCAGCCAUCAGCUCCAGCCACUUGCAAGCACCAGGAUGGAAGUCAAAGGUCAGCUGAUCAGCUCUCCCACCUUCAAUGCCCCAGCCACCCUGUUUGGAGAUGCCGUACCCCAGGUGAAGUCAGAGAGGCUGCGGGGGCUGCUCGACCGGCAGCGGGCCCUGCAGGAGGCCCUGAGCCUGAAACUACAGGAGCUCCGCAAAGUGUGUCUCCAGGAAGCGGAGCUGACUGGCCAGCUGCCCCCUGAAUGCCCACUGGAGCCUGGUGAGCGACCCCAGCUGGUCCGCAGGCGGCCACCAGCAGCUCGAGCAUACCCUCCCCCGCAUCCCAACACAGCACACCACUCCUUGUGCCCUGCUGAGGAGCUGGCUCUUGAGGCACUGGAGCGCGAGGUGUCCGUGCAGCAGCAGAUUGCAGCCGCGGCCCGCCGCCUGGCGUUGGCCCCAGAACUGAGUGCUGAGCAGCGGCGGCGGCGGCGGCAGGUCCAGGCAGAUGCUUUGCGGAGGCUACAUGAGCUAGAGGAGCAGCUUGGGGACUUCCGGGCCCGCCUCGGUCUCCCAGUGCUGCCGCCACCACCCCAGCCACUACCCCUGGCCACUGGGGGAGGCAUCGCCUCAGGGGUCUGCCUGGGGACACGCCUUGCUCAGCUCAGCCAAGAGGACGUAGUUCUGCACUCGGAGAGCAGCUCCCUCUCAGAGUCCGGGGCCAGCCAUGAUAAUGAAGAGCCCCGUGGCUGCUUCCCUGUGGCUGAGCGCCCCUCACCACCCAAGGCCUGGGACCAGCUGCGAGCAGUAUCUGGGGGCAGCCCUGAGCGCCGAGCCCCAUGGAAACCACCCCCGCCAGAUCUUUAUGGUGAUCUGAAGAGCCGGCGGAACUCUGUGGCCAGCCCCACCAGCCCCACGCGCUCGCUGCCUCGGAGUGCCUCCAGUUUUGAAGGGCGAAGUGUGCCUGCUACCCCAGUCCUCACCCGGGGCGCAGGCCCCCAGCUCUGCAAACCUGAAGGCCUCCAUUCUCGCCAGUGGUCUGGCAGCCAGGACUCCCAGAUGGGCUUCCCUCGGGUGGACCCUGCCUCGGACCGCGCCUCACUUUUCGCAGCUCGGACUCGUCGCAGCAACAGCUCUGAAGCCCUGCUGGUGGACCGGGCCGCUGCGGGAGGAGCUGGCUCCCCACCUGCGCCUCUGGCGCCCCCUGCUGCUGGCCCCCCGGUCUGCAAGAGCAGUGAGGUGCUGUAUGAGCGCCCCCAACCAAUCCCUGCCUUCUCGUCCCGCACAGCUGGUCCCCUGGACCCUCCCCGGGCAGCCCGGCCUAGCUCUGCUGCCCCCGCCUCCCGCGGGGUCUCCCGGCUCCCCCCUGUGUGUGGGGACUUCCUCUUGGACUAUGCCCUGGAGCGGGGCCUGCCCAGGGGUGCCAGUGGUGGCGCUGGUGGCGCUGCUGGCUGGGGGGAGUUGCUGCCUGCAAGUGAGGUCCCGGGACCCCUCUCCCGCCGGGAUGGGUUCCUUGCCAUGCUCCCAGGCCCCCCACCAGUAUAUGCUGCUGAUAGCAGCAGCCCCGUCCUCCGCAGCAAGGACCCCCACUCCCGGGCCCCCCGCCCCAAGCCCUGCGGGCUGCCCCUGGAGACUGCUGAGGCUCUCGAGGUACACCCCAACUCUCUGCUAUGGAUGGCCCCCCACACCCGCAUCCCCCCAGCUGCUGAGCGCAGUGGCCACAAGAACCUUGCCCUGGAGGGGCUGCGGGACUGGUACAUCCGGAACUCGGGCCUGGCCGUAGGGCCCCAGCGCCGUCCUGUGCUCCCCCACAUGGGCUCACAGCACCCACCAUUCCUCCACGCCCGCUGCUAUGAGGUGGGCCCGGCGCUGUAUGGGGCCCCCAGCCAGGCACCGCUUCCGCACUCAAGGAGUUUCACAGCGCCCCCUGUCUCUGGCAGAUACUACGCGGACUUCUUGUAUCCCCCGGAGUUGAGCGCUCGUUUAAGUGAUCUGACGCUAGAGGGGGAGCAGUCCGCCAGUUCUGACCCCCAGACCCCGGGAACGCUGGUCUGACUCCUUUGGCUCAGCCUCUCCUGCUCCUGACCCUGAGCUCAGUCCGAGGAACACAACUGACCUCGCCGAGCACUGGGGAGGGUGGUUGGUAGCUCUCAGUCUUCACGGGGGUGCCAAGCUGAUCUUCCAGGCCCUGGCCACAUUGGGCCUAUGAAGGAGGACCCUGUUUCUGACAUCCUGAUUCUCCUCACUCAGUGUGCUGGGGACAGGCGACACUCGACCCCUUGAAAAGUGGGUGGGGGGUGAUGUCUUGGGGAUGCCAAGCCCCUCCUUCCAUUUCUGUUUACAGUUGUGAUUUAGAUAUUCACUGUCUUUCCCACACACACCCCAACGCUAGAAGUUUUAUAAAAGGGAAACUGUGAAUUUUUGCUAGUUGGGUUCAUUCCUAUUCCCCGUCCCAGCCUUUUCUGUUCAGGAUUCUCCCCACCCUGAAAUGGACCACAUAGGACCCCUCUUCCCUGGGGCCCGGGCAAGGGCAGCCAAGACACUGGUGCACAGAACUUCCUGCCACCCCUGCCCCCUGCCAGGCCAGUUUUUAGAGAGGUGAUCUCUCUGUCAACAGGUGGAAAAAUUGAAGUUGGGGUGGGGGCUCAUUUCCCCCACCCUGUCCCUGUUUGCGCCCACUGCCUUUGCCCACAGGGUGACAGGGUGAAAUGGUCUAGCCUUUAGUGGCUACCUCCACCCUGACCUUCCACAAUUAGAAGGACCAAAGGGCAGAGCCAUGGACUGUGCCCUCCUGAGACACUGGCGGUGGAACCUGGUGUCCUGUAGGUUCCAGUAAGCCUCAGGUGAUGUGUGCCCACAUGCCAUGUCCCAACUUCCUCGGCUUUCCUUCCAGCCACCACUUUUUUUCAAGAAAUCCACAUGGGCUGUGAUUUCUAUGAUAACCUGUCUGUGACUUUCUGGACCUGGGGGUCCUCCUCCCCCCUCUCCCUGGUGUUCAACUUUUCUUUUUUGUACCAAUGGGGGGCCCAGAACACUGCUCACACUGGAGGGAAUUUCUAUAAUAAAUGUGUAAACUGAA